Messenger RNA from Alosa alosa (allis shad), 2848 nucleotides. Its product is annotated as B-cell receptor CD22-like. Bases 72 to 1166 code for a protein of 364 amino acids. The record is from RefSeq and is a predicted model, not a curated record. The transcript has 8 exons. Lineage: Eukaryota; Metazoa; Chordata; Actinopteri; Clupeiformes; Clupeidae.
AGCCGCAUUCUCAGUUCCUCUAAAGUUUCACUGAAGUCACGGACAAAGAGAUAUCAACUGGGGUUUUCACUAUGCACAAGAAAAUGCACAGAAUCAGAUGCAUCAUUCUGCUGUUAUACACACUGGGUAUUCAUGCCCAACCACCGCUCACUGUGACCUACUCUCCUCAGAACACCUGUGCUCUCGCAGGCUCCUCAGUGCUCCUUACCUGCAGUUACACACUUCCACAAAACUACUAUUUUGGAGCAGGAUAUUGGUACAAAACUGAUGGUCAGAAACAUGUGACGCUUGUGAAAGCAUCUGAAACUCGUGUUAAAUAUGACUACAACUCCCCUGAAUGUAGUGUGAUGAUAAACAAUCUGAUUCCUAGCGACUCUGGUGUAUAUGAGUACAGAAUUAUGGCACCAUCUUUCACAUACCUACAAGGCAAAUAUGGAGUUACUCUCUCUGUUACAGAUCUCCAUGUCUUAUUGACAGCUGGUACAGUUACUGAGGGAGGCAAUGUGACACUGACCUGUGACACCAACUGCAAACAAAAGGCCGACAUCAUCUUCAUCUGGUACAAGAACACACAGCCUACCAGACACAGAGCCAUCAACAACACCCUCCACCUAAACCCGGUCAGCAGUGAGGAUGCAGGCAGCUACUCCUGUGCUUUUAGAGGACAUGAACAACAUCGAUCACCUGACACUGCUUUAGAUGUCAGAUAUGCACCACGGAACACCGCUGUGCUUGUGGAUCACCAUGGUGAAAUAGUGUUGGGUGAGUCGGUGAAUCUGACCUGCCGGAGUGAUGCCAAUCCACCGGUACACACCUACACCUGGUACAGGAAGAUGGGAACUCAAAUCUCACUGCUAGGAGGAGGCCAGAGUUACGUUGUCGCUAACAUCAGCUAUGAGACCAGUGGACUCUACUACUGUGUUGCACAGAAUAGUGUUGGUGAACAGCACUCGGCUGCUGUGUCAGUGCCAAUAGCAGGGCAAGGCUGGGCUAAGUAUGUAGCCAUUAGGAUCCUUAUUGUAGUAGCUCUCCUGCUGCUCCCCUACCUUCUCUGUCUGAGGUGUAAAUCUAGCGCUCCCCAAAAAACAGGCAGCACAACGAUUUCACAACAGGAGGCAGACUCAAGCCCAGUGUACAACAACAUAGUGACCUCUGACCCCUUAUGAAGACUGAAUGCAGAUGCAGACGCUUCUAUUGCUAUUUCCCAGUGGUGUAGUCUGGGUUUCUGCAGUGGGUAUACUGGUGAUAUUCAUUAUGCAGCCUGUAGUGCGCAGGGUGAGGGGUGGCAGAGUGCUGCCUUGUUGGACAAGAGUGCAUUUCAUCUUUGAACUGAAUGAUUAAACGGUUUCAUAUUGAGGCAUAUACUGUACAUUGUAACCUAUACCAAUGACAUGUAUGAACUGUAAUGCAAACUUAUGAAAAACGGUGACCAACUUCAUAAGAAUUAGACCUGAAUUCAUGAUGCAUCCUGUGUGUAGAUUGAAAUCAAGAUGCAUCCUGUGUGUAGAUUGAAAUCAAGAUGCAUCCUGUGUGUAGAUUGAAUUCAUGAUGCAUCCUGUGUGUAGAUUGAAUUCAUGAUGCAUCCUGUGUGUAGAUUGAAAUCAAGAUGCAUCCUGUGUGUAGAUUGAAUUCAUGAUGCAUCCUGUGUGUAGAUUGAAUUCAUGAUGCAUCCUGUGUGUAGAUUGAAAUCAAGAUGCAUCCUGUGUGUAGAUUGAAUUCAUGAUGCAUCCUGUGUGUAGAUUGAAUUCAAGAUGCAUCCUGUGUGUAGAUUGAAUUCAUGAUGCAUCCUGUGUGUAGAUUGAAAUCAAGAUGCAUCCUGUGUGUAGAUUGAAUUCAUGAUGCAUCCUGUGUGUAGAUUGAAUUCAAGAUGCAUCCUGUGUGUAGAUUGAAUUCAAGAUGCAUCCUGUGUGUAGAUUGAAUUCAAGAUGCAUCCUGUGUGUAGAUUGAAUUCAAGAUGCAUCCUGUGUGUAGAUUGAAUUCAAGAUGCAUCCUGUGUGUAGAUUGAAAUCAAGAUGGAUCCUGUGUGUAGAUUGAAUUCAAGAUGGAUCCUGUGUGUAGAUUGAAAUCAAGAUGCAUCCUGUGUGUAGAUUGAAAUCAAGAUGGAUCCUGUGUGUAGAUUGAAUUCAUGAUGCAUCCUGUGUGUAGAUUGAAAUCAAGAUGCAUCCUGUGUGUAGAUUGAAAUCAAGAUGGAUCCUGUGUGUAGAUUGAAUUCAUGAUGCAUCCUGUGUGUAGAUUGAAAUCAAGAUGCAUCCUGUGUGUAGAUUGAAAUCAAGAUGGAUGCCAUUAUAUCUGCCUUUUGUUUGUUUUUAUGUUAUUUUCUUUCCGUUGUAUCCAACACUCUGUUACAUGACUUGGACUUGACUCUGAACUCUGUGGGAGAGGCACCCUUUUUGUGGGCAAUGUCUGUAACUUGUGGAUUUUAAGAAGCCAAUGAUUUGUUAGGGGAUGAGUUUUCCUCCUUUAAAAGGGACAUUCUCCCGUAGUCUGGGGCUUCGACUUUUACUUGGUCUUUACUUCAAUUUCAUUUCUCUGCUUUACAAUCACCCCUUCUAUCCCCCUCCAACAUGUUCCUGACUCUUCUCAUACCUUUCUUUACUCUUUCAUUUCGCCUCACGUCAUCCUCGUCGGGCCACCUACUAAACGCUAUCCACAGAGCAGUCCCAGCGCACCUGCUCAAGAGCAGCCAUCCCAAACCACUGGGUCCGGGAGAAGAUAGCGAGGCCAAGGAGCCUCACAAGAUCGGGCAGCGUGACUAAUUAUUUUCUAUCCUUUCUUUUCCUUUACCUCUUUCUCCAAUGCUGUGUUUUUAGUACUCAGAUCAUUCAGGUUAGAUUAAUGUGCCUCUUGC